Messenger RNA from Seminavis robusta, 1680 nucleotides. The record is from the annotation of a GenBank genome assembly. Lineage: Eukaryota; Bacillariophyta; Bacillariophyceae; Naviculales; Naviculaceae.
AUGAGGUUGAAGAAGGGGCGCACUUUGUUUCAUCGCGAGGGAGAGAUGGAUGCAAGCAAGAACAUGGAGAUUGUAAAGAGUUUUAAGAGCGUUGAGAAAGUGUCUGAUGAGAUGUACCAGCAAGGGCUAACGCAAUCGCGGGCACUUCUUCAAGGCCUUGCAAGAGCAUUGUAUCGCAAGGAAAGGCUGUCUGUCUUGAAGCUUGCCCUGAUUGCAUAUGACCACGACAUUGUAAGACUGUACGACACUCUCUGCUAUGCCGGGGGCAUGACAGUCCUGGUGCGCUGCCUACAGGCCACGAUGACUUCAGUUACGUUACAUCCGAUUGAGAUUCGCCAGAUGUGCCAAUUAAUAGCGCUCGUAUGCCUACGCUGUUCCGAUGAUGCGGCGAUCCACUGCCUCAGUUCCAUUGGAACUGAGCUCGUGCUGUUGUUGUUCUCCAUUCUUCUGAAGACGGAGGUAGGAAGAGAGGCAUGCAGCCCCAUCCGAUUGGUGAUAAGACGAAUCGCGCGCCUUGAGCUGUCCUUGCCAGCGAUUGAACACUCAGAGCGACUCCUGAAAUUCCUAGAACGGAUGGCUUUGCUUGGAGCUGGAAACAAAGACGCCUCAGCGGAAGCGCUUACAUUGCUGGCUGGGUUGACUGUUCAUUCCGAAAGCAAGUUGUACGUGAUGGAAAGUCGAACGUUUCUCGAUAGCAUCAUCAAGUGCAGCCAACAAGAGACGACCGAGGUAAUGGAUCAGAUCGCCAAGGUCAUCGAGAACUUGGCUCUACACGGCAACAACAAAUCGAAACUUACCAAGCAGCUUAUUCUGGAACGGUUGUUAGCAAUGGCAUCGCCGAGCGAGAGCAUCGAAACUCGAAUUCAUUCCAUUCAGGCACUGAAACAAAUAUCUAUUGAGGCUAGAGGGAAACUCUUUAUUGUUGCCUUUGAAGGGGGAGCGGCGUUGAAGGCGUUGCUGUCUGCUGCAGACGAGAGGGAACUCCAGCCAUGUGUCGUAGAGACCUUGCUCAGUCUCACGUGCAAGUACACCGCAUCUUCCCUUGUCCAUCACUCUGGUCUCAUCAUUACGAUAACCAAUCUGGUGCGAUCCGAAAACGUCAUGGUUGCGGAAAAGGCGGCACAAGUCAUCAAACGCCUUUCCACCCACACCUGCAUACAGAAACGAGGCCAUGCAGCGUUGUUCGAUGCAAUUCUCGCGACGUCAACGUCCAAGUCCCGCAGCGUCCGACACUGGAUUGCCAAGGCAAUGCUGGAACAGUCUCGUCUGUCCGGAAGUAGCUUUUUGCUGGUACGCUCACCCGAUGCUCUAGAGAAAGUCUGUCAACUGGCCCGUGAUCAACAACAUGAUGUCAGAGCUCCAGCAAUGGAGACUUUACUGUCUCUGUCAGCAUGCCAAUCCAACUUGAAGAGGCUGUCGACAAGCAGCAUUGUUUUCGAUACUCUCGUAGAAUCAGUUAGUGUCGGCCUUCGCGAUGGAAAAGUGUGGAAUUCAGAGGUCCGGGACGCGAUUCUUUGCAUCCUGAACUUUGUCGACGGACCAAGAAACCCGAGAAAGAGGGCGGCGAAACACACAGGAGUGGUUAAGGUGUUGUCGAAAUACGGCAUCUCCAGCGAUGAGGACAACGAGUUGAAAAGGGCAGCCCUUCAUGGCGUGAUUAUUCUCUCCGCAUUGAUGUAG